AUUAAUAAAUAAAAAAAAAAUUAAACUAAUCUAAUAAAAAUGAAUAAGAAAUUGUUUGUUCUUUUAAUUUCAGCCCUUCUCUUAACAACAACUUUUGCUCAAGAAGAAAAAUAAAAAUCUGAAAAAGCUUACGAAGAUCUUCUAUCUACCUAAUUAACUAUUAUAGAGUUGAGAUCAGCUGCUAAAAAUGCUAAGAAUUUAUAGUAAGCUCUUGAAGUUCUUUAAAAGAUUAAAGAUGCUAAAAAUUAAACUUUAGAAACUGCAGCUGCUAUACUAAAGGCUCAUGAAGACUUUUAAAAAACACUUGAAAAUUAAGAAAAUGAUCUUUAAAAUUUUGAGUAAGAAGUUAAAAAUUAUGAGGAAGCUUUAUUAAAAGCAGAUAAUGAUGAUGAUAAAAAAACAUUAAAUGAUAAAAUUGAAAAUGCUAAUAAGAGUAUCUAAACUCUUAAAUAAACAAUUGAAGUCAAUACAGAGACUUCUUCUGAAAUUCGCAUGCUCUCUUAUUAAGCCAAAUAUGUUUCUAAAGAUAUGAUAUAAAAUAUUAAUUAAAUUGAGUAGACUGCCUAAUAAAAAAUAGAAUAGUAUACUGAUGAAGAAGAAGAAGCUAAGAAGGAUGAAGAAGCUAAGAAGGAUGAAGAAGCUAAGAAGGAUGAAGAAGCUAAGAAGGAUGAAGAAGCUAAGAAGGAUGAAGAAGCUAAGAAGGAUGAAGAAGCUAAGAAGGCUGAAGAAGCUAAGAAGGCUGAAGAAGCUAAGAAGGAUGAAGAAGCUAAGAAGGAUGAAGAAGCUAAGAAGGAUGAAGAAGCUAAGAAGGAUGAAGAAGCUAAGAAGGAUGAAGAAGCUAAGAAGGAUGAAGAAGCUAAGAAGGAUGAAGAAGCUAAGAACGCUGAAGAAGCUAAGAAUGCUGAAGAAGCUAAGAACGCUGAAGAAGCUAAGAACGCUGAAGAAGCUAAGAACGCUGAAGAAGCUAAGAAGACUUAAAAUAAGGAUAAAGAAUCUAAAGUUAACACAAAUCCUUCUUCUGGCAAGGUUAUCUAAUUAGCUUUAGCUUUUAUUGCUGUUAUACUGGCUUUCUGA
Molecule: messenger RNA, 1074 nt
Organism: Tetrahymena thermophila SB210
Lineage: Eukaryota; Ciliophora; Oligohymenophorea; Hymenostomatida; Tetrahymenidae
Exons: 1
Source: RefSeq, a predicted model, not a curated record